Messenger RNA from Aspergillus campestris IBT 28561, 3301 nucleotides. RefSeq names its product protein mannosyltransferase 1 (gene pmt1). Gene Ontology annotation, biological process: protein O-linked glycosylation via mannose. The transcript is spliced from 5 exons. Lineage: Eukaryota; Fungi; Ascomycota; Eurotiomycetes; Eurotiales; Aspergillaceae. Gene Ontology annotation, cellular component: endoplasmic reticulum; membrane. Gene Ontology annotation, molecular function: dolichyl-phosphate-mannose-protein mannosyltransferase activity. The coding region runs from base 479 to 3301 and encodes 940 amino acids. The record is from RefSeq and is a predicted model, not a curated record.
CUUCUCUCUCUCUCUCUCUCUCUCUCUCUCUCUCUCUCCUUUGGUCUUCCUUCUUCUCUCUCCUUUAUACUCCCCGCAUAUCCUACUUCUGAUUUGAGUCAUGGCGACUCGGGUCUGAUCCGUACCCAUUUCAUCUAUCUGACACUCGUUGAUUGAUUAUAUUUUUCCUUAUUUGGCUUGUUUUGUCGGGCGUGGGGUUCCUGUCCCCUACUUCUUGUCGGAGCUUUCUGCAGCUCGUGCUUGGUCUACAGACUUUCUUCUCCCCGAUCAGUUGUGCAUGAUUGAGGAUUCUUUUGUCCCUAUCCUUUCCCUUUCUUCUCUUUUCUCUUCUUUUGGAUUUCUCUCUAUACCUUUUUAAACCCCUUCGUAAUACUCUUUGACCGAUCUCAACCCACCCUCCUUUCCGUUCGAUCCGAUCAACAUAUACCAUCUGACACACCCUUCUCCAUCGGUCGAGUUGGAUACCUAAUCGAAGAACAUGGCAAUCAAAUCAGCUCUCGGGGUGCAGCCGCCCCGGCAAUCGGGUCGCUCGCCCAGUCGAUCGCCGAACCCGAAGAAUCGCAAGACCUUCCCCGCGCAGAGUGCCAGCUAUGCGUCGGAUGGCGUCACGAACAAUGAUAUCUUCAACCUUCCCUCCACCGACUACAAGGCGCUCGUCGUCGUCACCAUCAUUGCGGCGGUGGUUCGCUUGUUCCGCAUCUAUCAACCGUCGAGCGUCGUCUUCGAUGAAGUACAUUUCGGUGGGUUCGCAAGCAAAUAUAUCAAGGGGAAAUUCUUUAUGGAUGUUCACCCGCCUCUCGCCAAACUGCUCAUCACGCUGGCUGGCUGGCUGGCUGGUUUCGAUGGGGAAUUCGAUUUCAAGGACAUCGGCAAGGACUAUCUGGAACCCGGCGUCCCUUAUGUGGCGAUGCGCAUGCUCCCCGCCAUCCUGGGCGUGCUGACGAUCCCGUUGAUGUUUUUGACCCUCAAGGCCUCGGGCUGUCGCACAAUCACGGCGGUCCUUGGCGCCGGGGUGGUCAUUUUUGAAAAUGGUCUCAUCACCCAGUCCCGUCUGAUCCUUUUGGACUCCCCCCUGGUCUUCUUCACGGCUCUCACCGCGUUGACGUUCACCUGUUUCACCAACCAGCAAGAAAUGGGUCCUUCCCAUGCGUUCCGCGCACCCUGGUGGUUCUGGUUGGUCUCCACGGGUCUCUCCUUGGGCGCCACCCUGAGUGUCAAGUGGGUUGGACUCUUCACCGUCGCGUGGGUGGGCACCCUCACCAUCCUCCAGUUGUGGGUACUUCUCGGAGAUCCGCAGACCGUCACACCGCGCCUCUGGUUCAAGCAUUUCUGCGCCCGUGUCUUCUGCCUAAUCGUCAUCCCGCUCGGCUUUUACUGCGCCAUGUUUGCCAUCCAUUUCAUGUGCCUCGUCAACCCUGGUGAAGGAGACGGAUUCAUGUCGUCGGAGUUCCAGGCGACCCUGAACUCCAAGGCCAUGCAGGAUGUCCCCGCGGAUGUGGCAUUUGGAUCCCGAAUCAGCAUCCGUCACCUGAAUACGCAGGGCGGCUAUCUCCAUUCCCACAACCACAUGUACCCGACGGGCAGUAAGCAGCAGCAGGUGACCCUGUACCCGCACAAGGACGAGAACAACGUCUUCGUGGCCGAAAACCAGACCCAGCCGAUGAACCCGGACGGAACGGGUGUCGAGGGUCCGUUUGCAUGGGAUAACUUCACCGCGUCCUACAUUGAAGAUGGCUCCGUCAUCCGACUGAACCAUCUGAUCACCGGUCGACGGAUCCACUCCCAUGACGAGCGACCACCCGUGACCGAUGUGGACUGGCAGUUUGAAGUGUCGGCGUACGGCUUCGAUGGCUUCCCUGGUGAUGCCAACGACCUUUUCCGGGUCGAGAUCGUCAAGUCCAUGUCGGAUGGAGAAGAGGCCAAGAAACGGCUGCGCACCAUCCGAUCCAAGUUCCGACUGGUGCAUGUCAUGACCGGAUGCACCCUGUUUUCGCACAAGGUCAAGCUCCCGAGCUGGGCGUGGGAGCAACAGGAAGUGACCUGUGCCCGCGGCGGAAGUCUCCCGAACAGCGUGUGGUAUGUCGAAGCCAAUCACCACCCCAUGCUGCCGGCCGAUGCGGAGAAGGUGAACUACCGGAACCCCGGGUUCUUUGGUAAGUUCUGGGAGCUGCAGAAGGUGAUGUGGACGACGAACGCCGGAUUGACGGAGCCCCAUGCUUGGGAUUCCCGCCCCCCAUCCUGGCCCGUCCUGCUUCGGGGCAUCAACUUCUGGGGCCGCGACCACCGCCACAUCUACCUCAUCGGGAACCCCUUGCUCUGGUGGUCGUCCACCGUCGCCAUUGGUAUCUACGUCCUCUUCAAAGGCAUCUCCAUUCUCCGGUGGCAGCGGGGCUGUGGUGACUACAACAACGUCAACUUCAAGCGAUUUGAUUACGAGGUCGGCACCAGCGUGCUUGGCUGGGCGUUCCAUUAUCUCCCCUUCUACCUCAUGGCCCGUCAGCUCUUCCUGCACCACUACUUCCCCGCGCUCUAUUUCGCCCUCAUGACCCUGUGCCAGGAGUUCGACUUCCUCGCCAAUCGGAUCCAGAAAUUGGGACUGCCAUCUCGGCCCGCUAUCGGCAAGAUUCUCGCGGGUACUUUCCUGGCCGCGAGCAUCUUCACUUUCACGCUGUAUGCCCCUCUGGCGUACGGCAACCCCUGGACGCAGGAUGCCUGCCGGAAGGUGAAGCUCCUAGGCGGAUGGGACUUCGAUUGCAACACUUUCUACACCGACCUUAACCAAUACGUCACUCACUUUACGGGCACCGACCUGGCGGCCCCCACGACCGCGGUGCCCACCGCCGAGGCGCCCCCGGUGGUCCCCCUACCCCAGGAGAAACGGGAGAACCAAGCAGCCCCCCAGGAGAAACAAGAAGAGGCUCCCGAAGCCAGCGUCACCCCCAAGGCCCACCAACCCGGCACCAGAGCACGCGUGGAGUACCGGGACCAGGACGGCAACCUCCUCGACGAAGAGUUCGUCAGCCAGCUCGCCAAGGACGGCAAGGUGCAAUUCGAGACGCGACACGAGACCCAGACCAAGUUGGCGCACGCCCACGAGGUGGACAUGGUCGACGGGAAGGUAGCCCCUCCGGCCCCUCCCCACCCGGACGUCGAAGGCCAGGACCCAGAGACCGUCGGCAAGCAGCCGCCGGUCGUAGAGGAUGGACCGGCCUCGGUAGCGGGACAGGGUAGUCCUCUUGGUCAGGAGGAGCGGUCGCCGGAGCCCAAGCCGGCUGCCGAACCGAACGAGGCGACCAACUGA